Ceratosolen solmsi marchali is the source of this 1709-nucleotide messenger RNA. Its product is annotated as myb-like protein X. The transcript is spliced from 5 exons. The record is from RefSeq and is a predicted model, not a curated record. The coding region runs from base 157 to 1218 and encodes 353 amino acids. Lineage: Eukaryota; Metazoa; Arthropoda; Insecta; Hymenoptera; Agaonidae.
CACCGCCACCGCUGCCGUCACCGCCCUACCUCGUCUGAACGGCCCGCCCCCACCCGCCCGCACCAGUGAGAGGAACAGCACUCGCGCCCCUCCUGGAGGAGCUCGUUGGUCCGUAUCGCCGUGAGGAAGAGUUGCGCAGCCAAGGGAGACGCGACGAUGGACUUGAACGCGCUGCUCCAACACACCCAAUACGCGGUGCCGGUGGGCAUCGUCCUCGUCUGUGCCUUACUCGUCUUCGCGUUCGGAUUCAAGAAGGCCGAGCAGCCGCCCUUUGCCCACCUUUCGGGGCCCCUCUCGGAUGCCGAGCGCAAGACCCAGACGAAGAGGCGCUCCAAGACCAAGGAGAAGCGGUCAGCUAAUGGCCAAGUAACGUCUGAAAAAGCAAGUCCUUCCAAAAAAUCGGCCUCGGUCAAGUCGGAAUCAACUAAAAAGUUGAAUAAAUCCGAGGAAGUCAAUGGCAAAUUGAAGGAGCGUAAGCAGGAUGACAAUAAAACGACGACCAAUAAGAAGGACAAAGCUCAGGAUGUUAAAUCCGGCAAAGAGAAUAAAGCGGAACAAGCAAAAAAUAAGAAGAAUUUGAAGAAUUUGUUGCAGGAGAAGCCGCUUGAUUACGACGAAGGUGACUGGGAGCAAGCAUAUUCACGAAAGGAUAAAUUAAAGAAAAAGAGAGAAGAAGAGACACCAUCGAAGAAAAUAAAGAAAUCGAAAAAAGCUGAUUUAAUUAAUGACGCUGUCAAUGAAAAGGAGCAGGAAAAGCCUGAAAUCAAAGAUAAAAUUACAAAAGAGACUGAAAAUAAGGAAUUAAAGGAGAAGGACAAUAAGGAUGUGAUUUUAACUCCAAUUUUAACUGAGAAAUCGGUGAAGGAGAAAGAAAUUGAAAAAAUCGAAGAAAAGCCUGUUCAAUCUCCCAAAGUCGAGAAAGUUGAAAAAGAGGAGAAAAAGUCCGGUAAAGGUAAGAAGUCUAAGAAGAAUGUUGAUGCUGAUAAUCCUAAGCCGAUUGCGGAAUCAUUACCUAAGGAAGAUAAAAACUCCACCGUCGACAAUUUAGCUGACAAAAAGAGUAAUGAAGUUAUAGCUAAAGCUGACCCGAUCGAAUCCGUAGAAGUCGAUCAAAGAGAAGAAAAGAGUGGCGUCGCUUCAUUCGAUGAACUCGGAGAUGUUUGGAAGGAAGCUAAACCUCCAAAGAAGAGCAAAAAAAAGUCUCGAAAGGAUAACUGAGGAGAAUUUUGUCGUUAAAGGGAAGAAGACAAGUUCCUUGCACUUGGGGAUAUUGAGCGGGAAGUCUGCCUCGUGCUCUCUUCUGUACACGAAAGAAGAAAAAGUUCUAAAAUAAACGGAAAUCAAGUCACAGAAGUUGAACCUCGAUGGAACACUGCCUUACUGAAUUUUUUGCUGAUAAGAGGCAUAUUAUUAUAAGUUUAAAGAAGCAAAGUUAACGUUAUCCAAACGUAGAUGUAAUGGUUUCAUCUCAAACCUCAAAGUUUUUCGUUGACGAUUUGAUCGUUGCGCAAAAUGCAUGACGUACAUUUUAAAAUAAAAUUUAUUAACGAUCAGUCUUUGGUGAAGAUGUAGAGGAAUGGGAAUUUACGCUUAUAAAAAUAUUAACUUAGGUGACAGUACAAAAUAUGCUUAUUAUAUUUCUCGUGCAUCAGGAACAAAUUAAAAGGGAAAAUCGAUAUUUUAUUAGAGCAUUAGAGAUGUUAAACAAU